Messenger RNA from Bipolaris maydis ATCC 48331, 1332 nucleotides. RefSeq names its product beta-lactamase/transpeptidase-like protein. NCBI's taxonomy places the organism in Eukaryota, Fungi, Ascomycota, Dothideomycetes, Pleosporales, Pleosporaceae. The record is from RefSeq and is a predicted model, not a curated record.
AUGAGCCUUCCAACCGUUACCCAAGAGACUACCAGAGCGCUGAAAAAGCACAUUGACAAUGCUACACAAACGACAUCAGGCAAGUUGUCACUGCCGUCUGCUCUAGUUCAUGUAGUCGACGCCCAAAACAAUGUUCUGUUCUCUCAUGGCUCCAGUCAAUCCAAACCUCCUACGUCAGAAUCAAUAGCUAUCAUCCAAUCCCUUACAAAGAUCAUUGGUGCAAUAGCAUACAUGCAGCUUGUUGAGCAAGGUCUGGCCACCCUGGAUGACUCCGCAACCAUCAGCACCUUUCUCCCAGAACUCACUUCGAAGCAAGUCUUGACCGGCUACACCGUAGAUACCAAGACGGGGAAGAAGCAGUGGCAACUUGAAGAACAAAAGAGCAGUAUCACAGCUCGAAUGCUACUAAACCAUACGUAUGGCGGGGGCCACACUUACUUCAAUCAACUACUCUUGUCCUACGUCCGCGAUCUCGGCGAGGGAACCUGGGAAAAGGCAAACGAAGCCAACGACCCAUACGGCAUACUUCUCGCAAGCCCUCUACUCUGGCAACCAGGCACGCACACAAACUACGGACAAGGCCUAGACUGGAUUGCCGUGCUCAUCGAGCGCAUCACCAAGAAGCCGCUGGGCGACUAUCUCCAAGAAAACAUUUUCAAUCCCCUCCAGCUCAAAGAAAUCGGGUUCGAGCCAGCAUUCGGAGGCGCCGUUACAGCACUGCCGGAGAACGCGGGUAAGUUCUGGCCGAGAAACAUGAGGACUGAAAAUGGCUUGGUCGCGCUGGAUGCUGCGGAGCCAGAGGUCGUCAGGAGAUCGGAUGCGUAUCCUGAGGGGCAGCAUCACGUGGGUUGCUUGGGGACAGGGCUGGUGGCUAGUGCAAGGGACUACACGCAUCUUGUUGCUGCUUUGCUACCGCAGAACCAAGGUGUCGAUCCGAUAACUGGACAUCGUAUUCUCUCUGCCGAGUCGGUGGCGGAAAUAUCAAAGCCUCAGCUUGCAGAGCAUCUACGCAAUGAUUCUCGUAGUCUUCCUGUUUCAGGUGCUCUUCCUAUCCUACUUCCGGUUGACUUGUCUUCUCCUCAUCUGGAUCCUGAAGGUAGCUAUGGGCUGGGAUGUGGUGUCCAGGGUGCACAGAGAGUACUUAGAGAUGGGAAGAAGGGAAGAAGUAAGGGCACCGUCUACUGGUAUGGUGCGCCAAAUUGCGAUAUGUGGAUCGAUGGGGAGAAGGGUGUCGUAGUGACUGUUUGGGGGAGCUACUAUCCAUGGAACGAAGGCGCAUGGGUAGACUUUGUAGGGGAGGUAGAGGGAUUGGUUUAUGAAGGCCUAGCAUAG